Messenger RNA from Ochotona curzoniae (black-lipped pika), 2448 nucleotides. RefSeq names its product protocadherin gamma-A6-like. The transcript is spliced from 2 exons. Bases 1 to 2448 code for a protein of 815 amino acids. Gene Ontology annotation, biological process: homophilic cell-cell adhesion. The record is from RefSeq and is a predicted model, not a curated record. Lineage: Eukaryota; Metazoa; Chordata; Mammalia; Lagomorpha; Ochotonidae. Gene Ontology annotation, cellular component: plasma membrane. Gene Ontology annotation, molecular function: calcium ion binding.
AUGGCGGCUGCGCGGGGGCGCCAGCCCCGCAGAGAGCUGCUCCUGCUCUUCACUCUGCUGUGGAUGCUGCGGGGAGCCGGUGCGGGACAGAUCCGCUACUCCAUUCCUGAGGAGCUGGAGAAGGGCUCCUUCGUGGGGAAUAUCUCCAAGGACCUGGGGCUGGAGCCGCGGGAGCUGGCGGAGCGCGGAGUCCGCAUCGUCUCCCGAGGUAGGGCGCAGCUGUUCGCUCUGAACGCGCGCAGCGGCAGCUUGGUCACGGCGGGCAGGGUAGACCGCGAGGAGCUCUGCGCCCAGAGCGCGCAGUGCUUGGUGAGCCUGAACAUCCUGGUGGAAGAGAAAAUGAAGCUUUAUUCGGUGGAGGUGGAGGUAACAGACAUUAAUGACAACGCCCCCCGAUUCUCAAGGGAGGAAUUCGAAGUAAAAAUUCACGAAAACGCAGCCCCAUCCUCUCGCUUUCCGCUCAUGGAGGUCUAUGACCCCGAUGUGGGAAUGAACUCUCUCCAGGGCUUCAGGCUCAGCGAGAACAGCCACUUCUCGGUGGCCGUGCAAAGCGAGGUCCAGGGGCGCGAGUACCCGGAGCUGGUGCUGGACCGCGCCCUGGACCGCGAGGUGGAAGCCGCUCACCGCCUGGUCCUCACCGCCGUGGACGGUGGGGACCCUGCCCGCUCGGGUGUGGCUCGGAUUCUGGUCACGGUCCUGGAUGCGAACGACAACGCUCCCGUCUUCACUCAGCCCGUGUAUCGAGUGAGUGUCCCUGAGGAUCUGCCCGUGGGUUCACUGGUGCUGGCCGUAAACGCCACCGACCAAGAUGAGGGUGCGCAUGCCCAAGUCACCUACUCCUUCGUGAAAAUCCCAGAAGAGAUCUCUCGGAUCUUCUGCUUGGACAUCGUGACAGGAGAAAUUUCUACCUCCGCAGAGCUAGACUACGAGGUCUCGAGUUCCUACGAGCUAGAGGUGGAAGCCAGGGAUCGUCCCGGGCUUAGAGGCCGAGCCAAAGUCUUCAUCACCGUCUUGGAUGUGAACGAUAAUGCCCCGGAAGUAAUGCUCACAUCCGGAACCCGAACUGUCGCCGAGAGCGCGCCCGUGGGGACGGUGAUCGGGCUUUUCCAGGUCUACGACCGAGACUCGGGAGUGAACGGACUGGUGGCAUGUUCCAUCCCCACGAAUCUCCCGUUUGAAUUGGAAAAAACAGUAGACAGCUAUUACCGACUCGUGACGACCGCAGCUCUGGACCGGGAGCGGGUGUCCUUGUACAACGUCACCGUGACAGCAACGGACAGAGGAACGCCUCCACUGUCCACGCAGACGCUCAUCUCCCUACAGGUGGCUGACACCAACGACAACCCGCCUGCCUUCCCCCGCUCCUCUUAUUCUAUCUAUGUCCCGGAGAACAACCCCAGAGGUGCCUCUAUCUUCUCCGUGAAUGCACUGGAUCCCGACAGUGACCGCAACGCCCAAGUCACCUACUCCUUGGCCGAGGACACCGUCCAAGGUGUACCGCUGUCCUCCUAUGUAUCCAUCAACUCUGACACUGGUGUCCUGUAUGCACUGCGCUCCUUCGACUAUGAGCAGUUCCGAGACCUGCAGCUCUGGGUGACAGCCAGUGACAGUGGGGACCCACCUCUCAGCAGCAAUGCCUCCCUCACCAUCUUCGUACUGGACCAGAAUGACAAUGCCCCCGAGAUCCUCUACCCCACCCUCCCCACCGAUGGAUCCACAGGCGUGGAGCUGGCACCACGCUCUGCAGAACCUGGCUACCUGGUGACCAAGGUGGUGGCAGUGGACAGGGACUCUGGCCAGAAUGCCUGGCUGUCCUACCGGCUGCUCAAGGCCAGCGAGCCAGGGCUGUUCUCUGUGGGGCUGCACACGGGCGAGGUGCGCACAGCACGGGCCCUGCUGGACAGAGAUGCACUGAAGCAGAGCCUGGUGGUGGCUGUCCAGGACCACGGGCAGCCGCCUCUCUCGGCCACUGUUACACUCACAGUAGCCGUGGCUGACAGCAUCCCCGCAGUGCUGGCUGACCUGGGCAGCCUGAAGCCUUCAGUGGAAGCUGAUGAGGCAGACCUGACUCUGUACCUGGUGGUGGCAGUGGCCACAGUGUCGUGUGUCUUCCUGGCCUUUGUGAUUGUGCUGCUGGCACUCAGGCUGAGGCGCUGGCACAAGUCGCGGUUGCUGCAGGCGUCAGGAGGAGGCGGGCUGUCGGGCGUGGCCGCGUCGCACUUGGUGGGCGUGGACGGGGUGCGUGCUUUCCUGCAGACCUAUUCUCAUGAGGUGUCCCUGACCGCGGACUCGCGGAGGAGCCACCUCAUCUUCCCACAGCCCAACUAUGCAGACACGCUGCUCAGCCAGGAGAGCUGUGGGAAAAGCGAGCCUCUUUUAAUACAGGCGGAUUCAGAUUUUUGUAAAGAAGACUCCUCUUUCCAGUUAAUUCCUUGUGUUUUGCAGUAA